This is a messenger RNA of Anopheles arabiensis, 2856 nucleotides long. RefSeq names its product sin3 histone deacetylase corepressor complex component SDS3. Bases 271 to 1251 code for a protein of 326 amino acids. The record is from RefSeq and is a predicted model, not a curated record. Gene Ontology annotation, cellular component: Sin3-type complex. Lineage: Eukaryota; Metazoa; Arthropoda; Insecta; Diptera; Culicidae. Gene Ontology annotation, biological process: negative regulation of transcription by RNA polymerase II. The transcript has 5 exons. Gene Ontology annotation, molecular function: histone deacetylase binding.
CAAAAACGUAAAUAAAAACAUAGCCUCCGAUGGCGUCAUAUAUCGCGCGCUUGUUGUUUAAAUAGUUAAAUAGAAAUAAAUAAAAACAGUAAAACAAAACUUCGAUUUGUAGCUAAUUUUACCAGGCCAGUGGGCUUAAAAAUUCUGGAAAAGGGUAGCAUUGCGCAGUGCGUGUAGUAUUUCCCAAAGGGAAAAAGGUUUUCCUUUCGGGUCCGAAUCCGACUCGCCAACGGGCCAACAGUGCGACCCGUGGGAGGGGUGGGGGAGAGUAUGGCAACGAACCGGGGCGGUAGCACGGUGUACCUCGAAAUGGACGGCCGGCGGGAGCAGCACGCCCAGCCGGAACAGGACGGCGAAAAUGACGCCGAUAGUGGUGAAGACACCGACGAGGCGAGUGAGAGUGAGCUGCUGACCGGCACGAACAACCAGCACAGCGUGGACGAGCGGAUGGAGAUCCGGGAGCAGAUGUACCAGGACAAGCUGGCGAACCUGCUCGGGCAGCUGGAGCUGCUGAAGCAGGGCAAGCACCCGGAGUACCUGAAGAUCGUCGACCGGCUGCAGCUCGAGCUGGACGACCGGGUGCUGCUGAACGAGGUCGAGCGGGACUACCUGCUGGCGUGCGCGGAGCGCGACUGCAUCCUCGAGAAGGCGGCCGCCGAGAAGGAGUUCGACGAGAAGAAAGCGGAGCUGAUCGAGAACCUGAUCGCCGACCUGGAGGACCAGAAGAAGAUGAUCGAGCACGAGUUCGCGACGAUGGAGCUGAACGGCGACUCGGUCGACGUGAAGCCGACCGUGACGCGGAAGCUGCGCCGCCGCCCGAACGAGCCGCUGCCGGUGCCGGAGAAGCGCCGCAAGCCAACGACCAACCAGCUGACGUUUCUGCUGGAGGACAAGGAGGUGGACCACGAUCUGAAGCUGAUCUCGCGCAGCAAACCGAACGGUGGAUCUCAGCCGACGGAGGGCUACGGUGGCAGUGGGGCAGCACCCACGGGAACGGGUGGACAAUCGAACGCACAACCGUCGACGGAAACGCGCAUCGAGGAUGGGAAGCUGUGGUACGAGCGGCGCUGGUUCCACCGCGGCCAGCCGGUGCACGUCGAGGGCCGGGACAUACCGCGCUUUCCGGCCAACAUCUCCGCGAUCGGGACCGAGGCGAUCUGUGUGAAGAAAACGUCCGACGGGCAGAAGGUGCGCAUCUUUCUGUCGCAUCUGCGCCGCGGCAAGGUGUCGAUCAAGCGGCGGGCCAACUAAACCAUGGGGACAAUGGGGGAGGGGGGGGGGGAGUGAAGGGCCUUUUUCGGUAGAGAGGCGUUUUCGGUGUUGUUGUCGGCGGACGAGAAUGAGAAGCGUUGUUUUGUGGUUUCCGAGCGCCACUGGACACAUUUGUUUGGUUAGAGAUUUAUAAUAAUUGCGUGCGUUUUUUUGUAUAAGGAGAUUUGUGCGCUACGCGAGGAUGGAAAAGGGCGGGGACUGGGUGGAUAGCCAAAAACCGUACGACACUUACCCACGAACUAAGGUCAAUCUCGGAUUACAGUUGAGCAAUACACACACGCGCGCACACUAACAAAACCGCGGACUGCUAGAAGCAAACACGAUAAAACUAAGAAUUCGAGCUCGCGCUCGCGCUCGCUCACUCCUACCCCACAAAAUACACACACGCACGCAAACACACACCAAGAGAGAAGUGUCGCCUGACUUCCUGACUGUAAAGAUCGAAAAGUGUUUGAAACCAACGGCCGCUCGUGUAUCGGACCACCGCGCGGAAUUCGCAAGAAAUUCACAUCCUUUGUUGUGCUCUAACGGUCUGUCGCACUACCACCAACACCAUCGACACCACCACCAGCACCUCUAGCUCCACCCCCGUCGCAAAUGAGAUCGCUCCAGCGACUGUUGCUGGGAGCCGUUGGCGACGACGAACGAGAUGAGCUUCCUUUUCUGCACAGCCUCUCGAGUCGAUCGGACGUGUUUCACCAAGCCCGGACGUGCUUUGUCAAGAGCUAGUUGGUGUUGGUGCGUGUGUGUGUUAGUCGCGAUUUUGGAGAAAAUUCUUUGAUAGCGUCUCACAUCUCGGUGGUCGAACAAUGGAUCAUAGCAACAAAGACCACCGGCUCGGAUUCGUCGAACGAUGAGUUUGAUUUGGCGUCGCCGAGCUUUUACGAGCUGAACCGGCCGGCUAUGUCAAUCUCGCCGAUAGAAACGGAGGACGGGCCGGCGGUUUCGGCCUCACCCAUUCCGCCGCUGCUGGCGUCCCCGGAGCAGCAGCCGAUGAAUUUGUCGGUGGGCGGCGGGCAACCGGCGCGCACACCGGCGCGCCCACAGACGCGCAGAACGGUAGGGCAGAACGGGCAGAACGGGGCAGGGCCGGUGCACGCAUCAGCAUCCUUUAGGCGCCCGGUAGUGCUGCUGCAGGACAACGUGAGGUCGCGCUUGAUCCAGCGUUACAGCGCGACAAUGGGGUCCCCGCCGACACCGUCGCGGCAGACGGGUAGUGGUUUGGGCGCGAUCCGGCAUCGUCGGCACAUCGACGGCGGCAGGCGGGCAGCUGCGGCGAUCCGGGCGCACGGGGCGCCGGACGGUGAUGCCCCAGCUGGACGACAUGGCGGCGGUGGAGUGGGAAGACGCGCGCAGCGGUUUGUUCUCGCCGCGCCCGGUACGCCGCGCCGCUGCCGACCAGCAGGCGGCCAGCGACGACGAAUCCAUUGCGCGCAAGCAGCGCCAAGCGGACGAAUCGUAAGAUAAUCGUAAGAUGCGCAUCGAGCCCGUUUUUUAGACACCCGAUGUGCCAUGACGAACGAUGUGAAUUACCAAUAAAGAUGAGUUCAAAGGUGUGUCUCUUGUGAGGCACCUGAAAAGCAA